AUGAGCGCGACUCCUCGCCUUCGGUCUGGGUUCCCAGCAACGCCAGCUACCGGUACUCGUCGACAAAGCGCGCAAAAAACUCCGUCUACGGUCGACACAGUUUCCUCGCAAUCCACCACGGCCAAGUCGCCCACCCUUCCUCUUGCGCCGGAAAAUGUCUCCUCGCAGCGAACGACCAGCGAGCCGGUCAUUCCUCUGUACUUCCUUGAUGCUCCUCAACAACGACUCUACGCCUUCGGGGUGUACGUGCUGUUGUGGGCCUGGAAACUGUACGAUUGGCUUCAAGUCAUCGAAGACGGCGAUUCUUCUUGGUGGCUUUUUCUGAAGUGGAUUUUCAUCGAUUUCGCCUUUCUUUUCGGGUUGCCCGAGCUCAGAAUACCUUGGCUGGAGCUUUCCCAGUUUUUGGUCACAACGCUAUUCACAGGCCAUCUUGUUCUUAACUACAUGUUGAUGUUUAAUAUUCCUUUGCCAUGGCAAACCUGGCUACUUGGUCUUGCCAAGGUGUUGUAUGAUCGCGAGAUUUCUAUAUCCGAGCACAAUGUCAAGGUUUCCAGCAUUCUCAACAACCACUCUUUAAUAAUGGGAAAACAAAUCAUAAACAUCCUCCCCGAGGGUUCUGCCGUCCUGAAUCCCGAGGGUAUUCCCUAUUGUCUAGGCCAAAAGGACAAGACAGGGGUUUCACUGCCGAUCUACUUUAACGCCACUGUGCCCGCCGAGAUCGAAAUUGCUCGGUUCGACAUCGAGACGAAUACGGAGGAAACCAUCAAAGUCUCCAGUCGCGAGAUUCACAAAGUUGCCAGAGCCAUCCGUGACCAAAGUGCAGACCCGAACACGAUUGGAUUCAAUUGGCAAUUUCGUGUGAAGAAACCCGGUGUCUACCGGCUCGGCAAAGUUCUGGACGAGUAUAAACUCGAGGUGCAGCGUGCUAUCAAGGAGACAUACGUGGUUCCUUGUCCGGAGGCCAGAAUCCUCGCUUCCGACUCGGCUCAGCGAUGUAUUCGGGACCUCUCCGACCUCUCGCUUGAAGUUGUCGGCACUCCGCCACUCAAGAUAAUGUACAGUCGGGCGGUCAACGGGAAGAACCAUGAUUUUCGAUUCCAAAGCCUGCAGCCCGAAGGUUUUGUCUCGCCGCUGAUUGCCGGAGCAAACGAAGCUGCCGACGGUGAAACUGAUAACUUCUCCUGGGUCCGUCCCGCCAAGGUCACCGUCGGCCUCAACGAGUCUCUUACGUCUGCUGGAGAAUGGGAGUACUCAGUUGACGAGGUUCACGAUGCUUUCGGUAACGUCGUCAAGUAUGCAAAAUCUGGGCAAGAUGCAGAAUCAGGCAACCCCAAGGGCUUGACCCAGAGCUUCACGGUCAGGCAACGGCCCAAGAUCCGUAUGGAUGGGUGUGAUCUCAGAAGACCGUUGAAGGUCGCCAAAGGCAGUGCGAAAGAAAUGCCUCUGAAGUUUGCUCUUUCGGGUCCGGUUGAGCAUACCUCUCAUAUGAUCACGUGGGAAUUUUCGCCCCUAGAUACUCUAAGCAGCAGCGGAGACCAUGGCGACAAAUCAUCCGUUUUCAGUCAUUCGGCCAAAAACUCCAGGGAUCAUCCUCUCAUCUCCGAGCCUGGUCUGUACACCCUCAAGUCGGUAUUUAGCGGAUCCUGCGAAGGCGAAGUGGACGAACCGUCUUCCUGCCUGUUGCUCAACCCGUUGGAGCCACACCUCUCAAUCCGGUCCGAAGAUAUCCCCGACAAGUGUGCUGGAAACUCCAUAGGCCUGCGCGUCAAUCUUGAUCUUGUGGGCACUCCGCCGUUUGACAUUCGUUAUGAGAUCACCUCGGAAGGCCAAGUCGAGCGCAAAACUCACCACGUGGCUGGGCUACGCUCACAGUUGGAGCUCAUCCCUAAGAGGGCAGGCCGUCACAGAUAUGUGUUCACAUCCAUCAGCGACGACGUGUAUAAAAACCUCGCCUUGCCUCCCCAGGACAACACGCUGGAACAAGAAGUCAAGCCAGCAGCAUCGGCUCGGUUCGUUCAAGCGCGGGAUGUGAUCAAUGCCUGCCUCGAUUCCGAGGUUGAGGUCAACGUUGUCCUCAAUGGAGAUCCCCCGUUCAACCUCGAGUGGGAAACAGUACAUGAAGGCAAGCGCCGAACCGAACGUGCCAACGGCCUGGUUGAAUACAGUUUCAGAAUCAAGACACCGGCCCUCACAAAAGGUGGGGAGUAUAUUUUGGCGCUCAGCAGCGUGCAAGACAAGCGUGGAUGUCGAACUUUUCUGCAGGAUCAAAUCAAAAUUGCCGUGCGACGCCAGAGGCCUCGUGCCGGGUUCGGGUCAAUGGAGAAGAAGAAUUCUGUUCGAGCUGUCGAAGAUUCUACCCUCAAACUGCCAUUACGCCUUCAAGGCGAACCUCCCUGGACCGUACAAUAUCGCAACUUGAACGAACCCGAAAAAGUACUCACCAACACUGCGACUGGUCCCAACGACCACCUUGAUGUCAAGUCCAAGGGUGUCUAUGAAAUUGUCGGGGUGAAGGACAGUCAGUGCCCGGGUACUGUUGAUCCAUCGGCUGCCACAUUCCAAGUGGACUGGUUUCCCCGGCCAAAGCUCUCCCUCGUCGAGACUGACAGCUUGAAGGGGAGCAAGCAAGGAUUUACCAAGCAAGACGUGUGUGAAGGUGAUAUUGACGGGUUUGAAAUCAACCUACAAGGCUCUCCCCCAUUCCAUCUUUCUUACGAGAUCAGACACGAGUCUCUCCAAGGCUCCAACUCCAUGACUCGGCGAGAGUUUGAUGCCGCUCUGUUCAAGACGUCGAUUUCCACGGACACAUCCAAGGCUGGCGAAUACACGUACACGUUCACCGGUCUCGAAGACAAUCUUUACAGCAGCGACAAAAAUCUGCAGCCUUUUGUGCUGCGGCAACGCGUCAACGCCAAGCCCACGGCGAAAUUCUCGAAGCCAGGUCAAUCCUUCAAGUACUGUAUGGAGGAACAGGACCACGAGGACAAAAUCCCCAUCGUCUUAACCGGGAUCGCACCGUUCUACGUAGAGGUUGAGAUAAAGCAUCAAUCCGGGUCAGGACCCGAAACAUAUCGAAUCCCCUCCAUCAGUUCCAACUCGUACGAAAUGCCCAUUCCAAGGGAGCACUUGCGCCUAGGGGUGCAACAACUGCGCGUCAGGCGCGUCCGUGACGCCAAGGGCUGUCAGCAAAAGUAUGAGAUGAAUGCCCCGUCGAUCCAGAUCCAGCUGUUCGACGCCCCUUCAAUCUAUGCUCUGGAAUCCCGCGAGGACUUUUGCGUGGGCGAGCGCAUCGCCUACACGCUUUCGGGGACGCCGCCUUUUGAUAUCUCGUACGAGUUCAACGGCCGCUGGAACGCCAAAUCUCCAACCACAAACUUUCGGCGCGUCGCAGAGAAGCCGGGUGAUUUCACCAUCACCAGCAUCUCGGACAAGGCCAGCGAGUGCCGCGCCGCCGUCAACCUCCGCAAGACGAUUCAUCCACUUCCCAGUGUCCAAAUCAGCCGUGGCAAACAAUCCAGGGUGGACAUUCACGAAGGCAGUGAAGUUGAUAUUCUGUUCGAGUUCUGGGGCACCCCCCCUUUCGAAUUCACCUACACAAGAAGCUCCAAUGCCAAAAGGGGCCAUAGGAGUGUCGUCCUCGAGACCAGGCACGACAUCUCCUAUGAACAUAGCAAAGUCAUCAAAGCCAGUCAAGAGGGCACAUAUGAAGUAGUAGCCAUCAAGGAUAAUUUCUGCUCCUUCUCGACUCAGCAAGUUGCGGAAAAGAAGGAUCGACGAUGA
Molecule: messenger RNA, 3780 nt
Organism: Ustilaginoidea virens
Lineage: Eukaryota; Fungi; Ascomycota; Sordariomycetes; Hypocreales; Clavicipitaceae
Exons: 3
Coding region: 1-3780 (1259 amino acids)
Biological process (GO): nuclear pore organization; protein import into nucleus
Cellular component (GO): nuclear pore transmembrane ring
Molecular function (GO): structural constituent of nuclear pore
Source: RefSeq, a predicted model, not a curated record